AUCAGUGUAUCACUGCAGCAAGAGGAAGCAGACGAAGAACAAGAAAACUGCUGAAACCUGGGAGUUUUGGCGACAUUCAGAACUGUGACAAUGGCACAACUAUCACAUCUAUGGUCAAGAGGACUUGUGUGGGUUUUCCUAACAAGCGCAGUGAUACUCCUGGUUUCAGCCACACAACCGAAUGGACGGAUCCGCAGUCAACGGGCAGUGGCUAUGGCUGCUUAUUCAUUGUCCACAGAGAUCACCAACUUUGAGUUCUCUAACUCCCUCCUCGAUUCCAGCAGUAAUUACUACAAUUACCUGAAGUCCUUGGUUGAUUUUGUGUUUAUUCAAGCCUACAAUAUCUCCAUUGACCCAGAAGGACAUUUCUUGGGAACUACUGACAUGUCAUUCACGGAAGGUAAACAUAUUCAUGUGGAGACAACUAUUCUUUUCUCCUUAAGUCCAAGCACCCUAGGAACCAUUGUGGUUAGAAACGAAUUAUUGGACUUUAUGGUCCAAACAUCAAGCUCACCGAUCCAAAUUAACCCUAUUCAAACAUUCGUGAACGAAACCACCGUACCCAUCACCACCAGGUCUCCCACCACCUCCAGAACCACAACCACAGAAGCUUCCAGGUCCAACAGUGAGCCAGCCUCUCUUACUCCUCAUUCGAUGAGCCCCCAUAGACAAGAUCCGACGGGAGCUGCUACUAACCACACUACACCUUUGCAUAAUAACGCAACAGAUUGGACCUCUACUGCACCUGGAGUCCCCAACACGGUCCACUCAACCUCCAGCGUUUCCAAACCACUCGUGCCUUACUGGCUGGACUGGGUGCCAGGGUGGGGUAUCGCUCUGCUUGUACUGGCCUCCCUCAUCCUCCUGCUUCUCAUCAUUCUGAUAAUCCUGUUGCUGCUGCGCUGGUGUUGUAUGGAUGAGCCUGAGAAGGAACCUCAACCCAGAUAUGAUCCAUACUCACAUGAGCCAUAUUCAUCCCACUCUCCAGCCAAAUCACCCACCCUCAAACACAUGGGUGACCCUGGCCUGCGAACCCCAGAGAAACCCAGGGGGACCAGUACCGGGAUGUAUGUGGUGAAUCCCUGAGUGUGAACCAUACAAAAAGAAAGAUAAGCACAGCAACAAUUCUGCUCUGGGGCUGUGGAGAUCUGAGAAUGACUACGGGGAGCUGUCCAAAAUAGAAGUGCUAUAUCUGUAAUAACACUGUGUAACACUCAAACUAUAUAAGCGAUUUCACUGGCAUAUUGGUUGAGGCUGUUUAUUUAUUAUCUAAAGCAUGUAUUAAGUAUAGCAUGUUGUUUGAAUUAUGAUGGGCAUAAUAACUUUUAAUAGCCUCACAUAAUAUCUGCUAAAAAUGCAUUAAUUAAUGUUGUAUACUCAGUCAAACAUUGAAAUUGAUUAACUGCACCUAAGGCUUUGAAUGAGGUUACUUUAGCUAUGUUCAUUCUGCUCUCUCAUCCUAUGGCAAUGCAAUGAAGUUGUGUGAAGCUCAUAAGAUUCAUGCUACAUGCUGAAAGAAACACAUAACAGAGCUACGAACAAAAUUGAGCUCAAUUAUUGCUGUUUGAAAAGGCCAGCAGUGAUCUGUAUGCAUUGAAGUUGUGCUCUCUAGUACUAUUUAUGCCUUUGAAUAUUAUUUGUAUUGGUUUUAUUUUUUUAUAUUUCUUGCUAAUGUUUCUCAUCAGUGUCAGAUUGGUGACAGUGUUAAGUGUAUAAGCGUAUUUAAAUCAAGGUGUACUCCUAAUAUUUAUGAGUAUUCUUGUUUUUAUAUCAC
Alosa alosa (allis shad) is the source of this 1774-nucleotide messenger RNA. RefSeq lists its product as uncharacterized. NCBI's taxonomy places the organism in Eukaryota, Metazoa, Chordata, Actinopteri, Clupeiformes, Clupeidae. The record is from RefSeq and is a predicted model, not a curated record. Bases 91 to 1086 code for a protein of 331 amino acids. The transcript is spliced from 9 exons.